GCAAGAUCGAUCCAACAACGGAAACAUCAUCACAUCAUUCAAUCGUAGCAUCCUUGUCCUGAAAAAGGCACAAACUCCUUGUGAUUCCUUUUCUUCUCUCUGCGCCGGCUCUUCAUAACAGCAGAGAUUUUUGAGAGGUUGCAGAGAGAGAAAUCAAAAGAAGAAGAAGAAAAAUGGCUGGUGUUUCCAGGAUUGCUGUAGCUGUUGUUGCUCUUGCUCUUGCUUCUGCCUUUGUUCUGCCUGUUGCUCAGGCCCAAGCUCCUGCUCCUGCCCCCACCAGUGAUGGGACAUCAAUUGACCAAGGCAUUGCAUACGUGCUGAUGUUGGUGGCACUAGUGCUCACAUACCUCAUUCACGCGGCAGACUUAUCUCACAGCUUCUGAAAUGGGUAAACUUUGGAUUAGGAGAUAGAGAUAGAGGUUUGGGUUAGAUUAUGGGAGUGAUGUGCGUGUAUCUUUUAUUUUCGUCUGUUGAUAUUUGUAUGAAUGGAGUGUUUCUGAGUUGUGACGAAUUUGUUGUUGUUGGGAUCAGUGGUUGUUGCUAAUGCUAUCACCUUGUUUGGAGGCA
Populus nigra (black poplar) is the source of this 567-nucleotide messenger RNA. RefSeq names its product arabinogalactan protein 41-like. Lineage: Eukaryota; Viridiplantae; Streptophyta; Magnoliopsida; Malpighiales; Salicaceae. The transcript is spliced from 2 exons. The coding region runs from base 174 to 383 and encodes 69 amino acids. The record is from RefSeq and is a predicted model, not a curated record.